This is a messenger RNA of Eutrema salsugineum, 1550 nucleotides long. RefSeq names its product transcription factor IIIA. Gene Ontology annotation, biological process: regulation of transcription by RNA polymerase II. Gene Ontology annotation, cellular component: nucleus. Lineage: Eukaryota; Viridiplantae; Streptophyta; Magnoliopsida; Brassicales; Brassicaceae. The transcript has 7 exons. Bases 361 to 1371 code for a protein of 336 amino acids. The record is from RefSeq and is a predicted model, not a curated record.
AUGGCGGAAGAAGAAGCAAGCGUUGAUGUCAAGACACCGAAGACCAAGGACAUACGGAAUUAUCUCUGCCAGUAUUGCGGAAUCAGCAGAUCGAAAAAGUAUCUCAUCACUUCACACAUCGAUAAAAAUCAUAAGAUGGAAGUUGAAGAGGAAAGAGAUGAUGAAGCUUGUGAGGAUGAAGAAGAAGCUACUGGUAAACAUACUUGCCCGAAAUGUGGUGAUGAGUUUAAGAAACCUGCUCACUUGAAGCAGCAUAUGCAGAGUCAUUCGCUCGAGGAAAUAAAUGGCCUUUUGGUUAAACCCAAAGGUCUUACUUAUAUUAUUGCGUGAGGCAUUGGAUCCCAACGAGUGAACUCCAAAAUGCGAGGCUACAUGUUAUGGACUAGUAUCAGGUUGGGAGACCUCCUGAGAAGCUCCAGCAAGUACGCCUCGAUCACGCAAAAGAGACCUUUUGCGUGCUAUGUCGAUGAUUGUGUUGCUAACUAUAGGAGAAAGGAUCAUCUCAAUAGGCAUCUUCUUACCCAUAAAGGAGAGCGCUUUAAGUGUCCAAUAGAGAAUUGCAAGUCUGAGUUCUCAGUACAUGGCAAUGUCAGUAGGCAUGUUAAGAAGUUUCAUAGUGAUGGAGAUAGCGCGAAGGAUGAUGCUAGUAAUGGCAGUAGUGGCAAUGAUGAGACUGGUAAUGCUAAGGAUGAUGCUAGUAAUGGCAAUAGUGGUAAGGAUGAGACUGGCAAUGGCGAUUCUCAGCCCUCGGAAUGUUCAGCUGGUCAGAAGCAGCAUGUCUGCAAAGAAACUGGUUGUGGAAAGGCCUUUAAGUAUGCUUCACAGCUGCAAAAGCACCAGGAUUCUCAUGUGAAAUUGAACUCUGUGGAGGCAUUUUGCUCUGAACCUGGGUGUAUGAAGUACUUUACAAACGAGGAAUGUCUUAAGGCACACAUAAGAUCCAGCCAUCAGCACAUCAACUGUGAGAUAUGCGGUUCUAAGCAUUUGAAAAAGAACAUCAAGAGACACCUACGGACUCAUGAUGAAGAUUCCUCACCAGGGGAAUUCAAGUGUGAAGUUGAGGGUUGCUCUUCGACAUUCUCAAAGGCUUCUAAUCUUCGGAAACACGUGAAAGCGGUGCAUGAGGAUAUCCGUCCCUUUGUAUGUUGCUUUCCUGGUUGUGGCAUGAGAUUUGCGUAUAAACAUGUCAGAGACAACCACGAGAAGUCCGGGUGCCACAUAUAUACCUGCGGCGAUUUUGUUGAGGCUGAUGAAGAUUUCACAUCAAGACCAAGAGGUGGACUAAAGAGGAAGCAAGUUACAGCGGAAAUGCUGAUACGGAAGAGGGUCAUGCCUCCUCAGUUUGAAUCAGAAGAACAGGAGACUUGCUAGUUAUUAUUAUUAGUCCCAGGACAAGUUAAUACCCAAGUACCAAGCACUAAGCAGAUGUUUUGUUAUGUAUAAAGUAAGUUUGUUUGUUUGUUGUGUGGGUCGAAGAAAAUUGAGUGCGGUAAUAGUAAUAGUAAAUGUAACAAAACUUGCUAAUUAUUAUUACUUGUUUCUUUCACAGG